AUGGAUUUGCUUAUGCGCAUUUACAUUCAAGGUCACAAGUGUACGAUGUCUUCCGUAAAGGAUGAUGCGAUAGUUGUAAAUUCACAACUGAGACACUCUGUGUCCACUCUUUGGUUCUUCCUCACCUUCGAAUUCUUAAUUAGCACCUUUCUGAGUAUUUUCCUGGCCAUUCUCACGUUCAUAAAAUCUUUAUUGCCGAAACCACCCAGGGAUUUAACAGGAGACAUAAUUUUGAUUGCCGGCAUUUCUUCCUCAUUAGGCGAGUCUUUGGCGAGUGAAUUUUUAAAAAACGGUUGUUCCGUGAUUUGCGUGGACAAAGAUUCGAAAACGAUCGAGGAAACGGUAUCCAGAUUGAAGCAACGACAUUUGAUCGUCGAGGCGAGAUCGCAGAGGAGGAACGAAUCGUCGCGAUCCGGAUCGAUGAUAUUCACUUACGAGUGUGAUUUCUUGGAUAAAGAUGCGAUUAGAGGCACCGUUCAAAAAGUGAAAAAAGAUAUUGGAAGAAUCGACGUUCUGAUUACUUGUAUCAACGAAUCGAACGAGAAUAUCUUCGACGCGAGCAGCAGGACAUUGAUGGCCCAUUUCUGGACAGUUUUGACGUUUCUUCCAAUGAUGUUGUAUCAAAAACGAGGCCAUAUAAUUGGUGUUACUCCAAUCUCAUUGAACAGCGACGCUUAUCAUAGCUCCAGAGCGGCUAUAAUGUAUUUCAUAGAAAGUAUGCGUCAAGAAUUGAGCGAGCACAGCAGUUACUUAACAUUUUUGGCAUAUUCUCCAAUUGCAAAAUCCAGCUCAUUGAAGCAAAGUGAAGAAGAAGUAAGCAAGAACAUAGUAAGAGCAGUGAAGACUGAUCAGUAUAAUGUGAGCUGGACGUUCAAACUAUUGUAUCAAAUAGGUUGCAUAAUCUAUAAUGGAAUAACGUUGCUCACAAACUGGAUCGACUUUAACAGAUGCGAUUAUCCCACGUGAAAAACGAGUUUUUCCUCAUCCUUCUCUGGUCAGAAUCAAAGAUUGAACAGAAGAUGGUCUAUGAACGACGA
Molecule: messenger RNA, 1037 nt
Organism: Apis dorsata (giant honeybee)
Lineage: Eukaryota; Metazoa; Arthropoda; Insecta; Hymenoptera; Apidae
Product: retinol dehydrogenase 10-A-like
Exons: 8
Coding region: 1-966 (321 amino acids)
Molecular function (GO): oxidoreductase activity, acting on the CH-OH group of donors, NAD or NADP as acceptor
Source: RefSeq, a predicted model, not a curated record